AUGAAAGUGACCGUGUGCUUCGGCAGGACCGGCAUCGUGGUGCCCUGCAAGGAGGGCCAGCUGCGCGUCCGGGAGCUCACGCAGCAGGCGCUGCAGCGGUACCUGAAGACCCGGGAGAAGGAUCCUGGGUACUGGGUGAAGAUUCAUCACUUAGAAUACACAGAUGGAGGAAUCCUGGAUCCAGAUGAUGUCUUGGCAGAUGUCGUUGAAGACAAAGAUAAGCUGAUUGCUGUGUUUGACGAACAAGAACCACUCCACAAGAUUGAGAGCCCCAGUGGAAACCCGGCAGGCCGGCAGAGCCCAGAUGCUUUUGAGACGGAAGUGGCUGCCCAGCUGGCUGUGUUUAAACCAGUUGGUGGGGAAAUUGAAGUAACCCCUUCUGCUCUGAAAUUAGGCACUCCGCUGCUGGUGAGGAGAAGCAGUGACCCAGCGCCAAGCCCACCUGCUGAUGCCCAGCCAAGCGCUUCACACCCCAGUGGCCAGAGUCUGAAACCUGUUAUUCCAAAUUCCACACAGGACUUAGAAGAUGGAGAAGUUAUGAAUGGUGUGCAGACAGAACUCCUGACAUCGCCGAAAACUAUGGAUGCAUUGAGUAAUAUGACAAGAACAGUGGAGAUUUCUGGGGAAGGAGGCCCCUUGGGAAUACAUGUAGUACCUUUCUUUUCAUCUCUGAGUGGAAGGAUUCUAGGGCUCUUCAUCCGCGGCAUUGAAGAAAACAGCAGGUCCAAGCGGGAAGGACUGUUUCACGAAAAUGAAUGUAUUGUAAAAAUCAACAGCGUGGACCUCGUAGACAAAACCUUUGCUCAGGCUCAGGACGUCUUCCGUCAGGCAAUGAAAUCUCCAAGUGUGCUGCUCCGUGUGCUUCCACCUCAAAACCGGGAACAGUAUGAAAAAUCAGUCAUUGGACCUCUUAACAUUUUUGGUAACAAUGAUGGCGUUUUGAGAACAAAGGUGCCACCUCCUGUCCAUGGAAAAUCAGGAAUAAAGACAGUAAAUCUCACAGGAACAAGCAGUCCUGAAGAAGAUGCAUCAGCUUCCCUGCAGCAAAGCAAGAGCCCCCGAGUACCAAGACUAGGUAGAAAGCCAUCCUCUCCCUCCCUGUCUCCGCUCAUGGGGUUUGGCAGCAAGAAAAAUGCAAAGAAAAUUAAGAUUGACCUAAAGAAAGGACCUGAAGGACUUGGUUUCACUGUGGUUACCAGAGAUUCUUCCAUACAUGGUCCUGGUCCCAUUUUUGUAAAAAACAUUUUACCAAAGGGAGCAGCAAUAAAAGAUGGCCGCCUACAAUCCGGGGACAGAAUUUUGGAGGUAAAUGGCAGAGAUGUCACUGGACGAACUCAGGAAGAGCUCGUGGCCAUGCUGAGGAGCACCAAGCAGGGAGAGACUGCAUCACUGGUCAUCGCCCGCCAGGAAGGAACUUUUCUGCCCCGAGAGCUGAAAGGAGAACGUGACUGCUAUGCACUCUCCCUGGAAACAACUGAGCAACUCACCUUCGAGAUCCCCCUGAAUGAUUCUGGUUCUGCUGGUCUUGGGGUGAGCUUGAAGGGGAACAAAUCUCGAGAAACUGGAACAGACUUGGGGAUUUUUAUCAAAUCCAUCAUCCACGGAGGCGCUGCUUUUAAGGAUGGUCGUCUGCAGGUGAAUGACCAGCUGAUUGCAGUUAACGGAGAAUCUCUUCUGGGAAAGUCCAACCAUGAAGCUAUGGAAACACUUAGGCGAUCAAUGUCCAUGGAAGGAAACAUACGAGGGAUGAUCCAGUUGGUGAUUCUGAGGAGGCCAGGGAGACCACUGGAGGAGCCUGCAGAGUGUGGGGCAUUUUCUAAGCCGUGCUUUGAGAACUGUCAAAAUGCUGUAACCACCUCCAGGAGAAAUGAUAAUAGUACAUUGCAUCCAUUUGGCACCUACAGCCCGCAAAGCAAACAGAAAGAGCUGUUGCUUCCCAAUGACGGAUGGGCUGAGAGCGGAGGACCUUCUCCUCCUCCACCGCAUCCAGUUCUGGAAUUGGGCCUUGAAGAUUACAGCCACAGCUCUGGGGUGGAUUCAGCAGUAUUUUUUCCGGAUCAGCGCCUCAACUUUAGAUCUGUGACACCAGACGGGCAGCCUGAAUCAAUGAAUCUGAAAGCCUCAAAGAGCAUGGACCUUGUGCCAGAUGAAAGCAAAGUCCAUUCAUUGGCUGGACACAAAUCGGACUCUCCAAGCAAAGAUUUCGGUCCAACUCUGGGUUUGAAAAAGUCCAGCUCCUUGGAGAGCCUGCAGACUGCAGUUGCCGAGGUCAGGAAGAACGAACUUCCCUUCCACCGGCCCCGGCCGCACGUGGUCCGUGGCCGAGGCUGCAACGAGAGCUUCCGAGCAGCCAUUGACAAAUCUUACGAUGGACCCGAAGAAUUAGAAGCUGAUGGUCUGUCUGAUAAGAGCUCUCACUCUGGCCAAGGAGCUCUGAAUUAUGAAUCUGCCCCUCAGGGGAACUCUGAGCUAGAGAAUGCAGAAAAUAAAGCCAGGAAAGUCAAAAAAACCAAAGAAAAGGAGAAGAAGAAGGAAAAGGGCAAAUUGAAAGUCAAGGAGAAAAAGCAGAAAGAGGGAAAUGAAGAUCCAGAAAGGAAAAUAAAGAGGAAGGGAUUUGGUGCCAUGCUGAGAUUUGGAAAGAAGAAAGAUGAUAAGGGAGGAAAGGCUGAGCAGAAAGGUCCUCUGAAGCAUGGUGGCCUGAGAGAAGAGGAGCUGGAAAAAAUGAAAGAAGAACGUGAGAGGAUUGGGGCAAAACAUCAGGAGCUAAGGGAAAAGCAAGCAAGAGGUCUUAUUGAUUAUGCUGCUGGUGCAAUUGGAUCACUGCAUGAUAUGGACGAUGAUGAAAUGGACCCCAACUAUGCCAGAGUAAACCACUUCCGGGAACCAUGUGCAUCAGCAAAUGUCUACAGGUCUCCAUCUCCCCCUCGGACUGGACCACUGGGGUACCCUCGGGAUGGCCGUCCACUGUCUCCAGAGAGAGACCACUUAGAGGGUCUCUAUGCCAAGGUCAUCAAGCCAUACCAUCCACCAGUGCCAGUUGACAGUGGCCGUCCCAUGAGCGGAAGCACUGACCGCAUCCAGAAGUUGCGGAAGGAGUAUUAUCAGGCUCGGAGGGAAGCUUUCGCUUUAUAUGAGGACAAUGAAGGAAGAGCAAGACCUGACUAUGACCUUCACUGGGUGUCUGGAAAGGGUCCAGAUGGGAAUGCACACAACCUCCGCUUUGAGGGGAUGGAGAGACAGUACGCCUCCUUACCCAGGGGAGGACAAGCGGAUCCUGUAGACUAUCUGACAGCAGCACCUCGAGGGCUCUACAAGGAGAGGGAGCUUCCGUAUUACCCAGGGGUUCAUCCUGUGCAUCCGCCCAAAGGGAGCUACCCCCGCCCCCCAGAUCUGAGGAUCACAGAUCUCCGGUAUCCCCAGUACUAUCCGCCCCCGCCAGCCCCCCAGCACAAAGGACCCUUCCGACAAGAUGUCCCACCUUCCCCUCCUCAGCACCACAGAGUACCAGCCUACCCAGAAAUGGGCAGACCAGUGCCCCGAGGGGGCAGCCCAGAUCGGUACCCCUAUCGAAUGCAGGAUCCCCGGCAGAAGAACCCCAUGACCGCAGCCGUGUAGCUGAACGCCACCAAGCUCAGCCCAGCCCAGAAAGGAAGACAUCCAACAUCACCUUUGUUCUUCCUACACCUUAAGGCCUUCUUCCUGUUAAGAAUUCUCCAUGGUACAGAUUAGGUUUUUCUCACUGAGGCUGCAACACAUGACUGCUAAUCAGAGAGAAAGAAGGGGACAGGAGUUUGGGCAGGGAAAUCGGAAGGAAGAGGAAGGAUGGGGCCAUGAAAAAAAUACUGCCUGAAAUACUUUUAGACUUGUUCAGGUCACUGAGAGUGGCAAUUGAACAGGCAAAUAACAAUGGAGAUCUACAACAUGGUGCCUCCCUGGAGCACAGACAUGCCCCACAGCACUGGCAUCACGGAGCGCAGACUCUGCCCGGGAUCAUCAUCCAUUCAGAGACUAACCUUCAGCCACCUGAUUAGCGUUGUUAAGCCUGUGAAGAGUGGUUGCCAAUAUGGGUGUCCUAAGUGAGUGGUUUUUACAUUGAAAAAAACAACAGCGGCAAACAUGACGAGUGAUCUCCUUGAAAUGUUUUAUACCUAGAGGAAGGCUGCAUUUCUUUAUUUGUAGAAUUUCUCAGGUUCUCAGUUCCACUCACUUGGUAUAAGCAUGUCACGUUUCCUUGCUUUUAGUAUAAAAGUAAGAUGAUGUGAAUGCAGUAUUGGUGUCCUGGGAGAAUGUACAAAGCUAGUCAGAGCUUCCAGAAGAAAUAGAUGCCUAGCAUCAAGGCAAUCAGGUUAAGAGGCUGACAUUCCUGUGGUCCUCACCUUCUUUCCUCCCACGUUCCAGGCACAACAGCAUGGAGAUAUCUGGUUUCCGAGGCAUCCCAAAAUCUCCUGCCUAUAAUUACUGUAAGUGGGGGGCCUCUAUUUUAAGGCUCCCACUUGAGAGUUAAGAUGUACUCGGGAAAAAGAGGGCCCACUGGUUAGUUUGCACAGGAAGCAGUGCUCUGGAGAUGGCAAUUCCAGACUCAGUGCCAAACAGCGCCAUAUGCACCCGGCGUCAGGGAGGGGCUGACCGUGCUCGUUGGGAACGAUAACCGGCAGGUUGUAGAUGGUGGUGACUGACUCUGUGUGUGCGCGCGCGUGCGUGUGUGUGUGUGUGUGUGUGUGUGUGUGUAUGAAAGUGUGUGAU
Molecule: messenger RNA, 4743 nt
Organism: Balaenoptera musculus (blue whale)
Lineage: Eukaryota; Metazoa; Chordata; Mammalia; Artiodactyla; Balaenopteridae
Gene: PARD3B
Product: par-3 family cell polarity regulator beta
Biological process (GO): microtubule cytoskeleton organization; establishment or maintenance of epithelial cell apical/basal polarity; establishment of cell polarity
Cellular component (GO): apical junction complex; adherens junction; cell cortex
Molecular function (GO): phosphatidylinositol binding; protein binding
Source: RefSeq, a predicted model, not a curated record